AUGGAUUUUGUGACUGAGAACGACGCAGUUGAAGUCGGAAAUAACGUUUCUCACAGUGAAAACGUGUCUCAAGCAAUGGUGAGUAAUCCUUUCAUGUAAACCUUUUCUUUUAGUUUGACAACCGUCCACAAGCCGUCUAAUUUGCAUACAUUUUCCCUAUUUAAUUGCUCUCACCACUUGCUUUGGUUUCAGGAUGGUAUUUGAUUUCCACAGCUAAAACUUUCCAGUAAUUUAGUAAAAUAGCCAAGGUACCUUUUUAUUUUGAUUUUAUGAUCAAGCCGCGUAUACCAGAGGCCUUCAUUUUCUAGCAUUUCCAACGUCACAAAUAUGACUCCUUUAGACUUGUCGAUUAUAAAAAUAUGAAAUAUCGUUUUUCAAAUUUUCUUUUAGGAUUUUAAAGAGUAAGAACAAAGUAAUAAUUCGAUAAAGUUUCAAUAUCAGGGAAUGUUUGUUACGCGUUCAUCCUUCUUUCGAAGUUGCCAUUGCAUCCUGCCUUGUUUUGUGUGAAUAACAGGCAUAAAAUCGGUUUUUCAAACUUUUUCUAAUUUCUCCUUUAAAAUGAAUCGGUUGAACUCAAAACUAUUUUUUCUUAAAUUAGGUCACUAAAAGGAAUGUGACUGGCAAAAUAAUAAAAAAAUUGUUUUUUUGACGAGUGUUUUUCGAUUUUCGAUUUCCUCAGAAAUUGGCUAGUGGCUAAUAGCUAUUUCGCAAUAAAUGGAUAUGAUGGCAGUUAAAACAUUUUUCUAGGCUGCAGCUAGGCUCAGGGAGGGAUUCACCAAAUUCUGUGUCUACAUCGAUGGCUCCAACCUGCCGGAGAACUGUGAAUUCCAACUGGAACAAGUUGUACAAGGAGAUGGUGUUGAUUCUGGGGAUUUGCUUACACAGUAUCGACUGAAACCAGCGGAGGGUUUUGGCAAACAGGUGUGUUGUUCUUUAUAUAUCUCUAUCUAUAAAUAAUUAUUUAGAUUUCUGGAGUCGGACUAAUUCAAACACAUUUAUUUGCAACUUUGAGUUUCAUGCUUCUUACGAAGCAAUCAUUAGGCAACUGACCACAAUAACGGUUAAAUUAUUUACAUUCCAUGAUAUACAAAUUAUAUAUAGAUUUAGCCAGGGCUAAAAGCGAAGCUCUGGUUUAUAAUACGUGUAAAAUUAAAUCGUGUAAUGCUAAACGGGGACGACAACGAAAAUGGCUUCAAGACUAACAGAUCUAAUUAGCAAAUAAACAAAUUGCACGUGCAGCACGCUCUUUUGUCUUUCCCUUGCCGUUGUUUUGCACGACUACAACGCUGUUUUGUACGACUGAACCGUAAAAUUUCCUAGUUACACGCCCUUUUUAUGGAGAAAUUGUCGUAUGUGCUUACCCAAUAUUUUUUUUCCUGUGUUCAUGUUCCGUGCUUUUAUUUUUCACUGCCGCUCAUUUUCAACUUGCUGGCCGCUAGCAUUUCUUAUUUUCUCUGAAUUUCCAUGUUUUUGUCCUACGAAAUUCGUCUGCUUUGUUUUCAAUAACUCGCUCAAGCUCUUUCUCUGUUGUCCACGUUAGUGUAAGCAUAAAAAAUAACACCGAAAAGGACACGACUUUGUUGUUUUUUCUUUCUAAAAGUCCGGGCGGCCAUAUGAUUUCCUUCCAAAUAAAAGCUUGAGUUGUAUUUGAGUUGCCAUGCCUGUUGAUUAAGUAAUUUUACAUUGGUAUGCCUGUGGUGCGGACGGACGGUCGGGCGGGCGGUCGGUCGGUGUACGGUCACGUGAUUACCAAAUUUUCUCGGAUGGGUAGAUUACCACAUUUCCUUAGCUUUGGGGCUCCGCCAAGGCGUGGAGCUCCGCUAUGAAAACAGGGAACAAUGCCCACUAACGUGACUUGUCAAGAUGUUAUUAGACAGCUCUGGUUUACCAUCGAGCACUUUUAUAGUAGAUGAAGUCUUCGGUUUAUCUGCUGCUAAUCACAUAUCUAUAUCUGUAUUUUUUUGCCAAAGUUAUUCAUUUGUCUUCUUAUUUUGCUUUUUGGGAAUAUGAAAAUGGCUUCCUUGACGGUUGGUUAAAUGUCCAUGAUUCUAGUUGUUAUCAAACUUUGGCGAAGGGGAAGGGAGAAGGGACAGGCGGAAACAGUUGAGGAGAAAACUCAGAAACUACCCAUUUAAUUGAGAAGGAGAAGAACUUUUGCGGAAACAUAUGCCCAAAACUGGCUUUUGUUUUGGAAAGUUAAACAGUUAAACAGCCAAAACCCUUAAAUUUGCAUGUGGCGAAAGACGACAACAAUUACACAAAUUGUCGAGCUCGCUUCUCAAAAUCCGCUAGACGCGAGAAAAAAAAGUACUGUUAUUCCUAAAUUAUGCGGCUGGUUGAAAGUAUGAAUUACAUGUUAGUUCUGAAUUGCGCUAAUCUGUGGCUGCAGAAAAAAAAAUAGUUUCUAGCAUACGCUUGAUUCCUUGUUUGGAAACGUGCCAAAAUUUCUUUUAUUGAUCUUCUCUCGCACGGUUUCUAGGCGGCGAUAUCCAAGGUGUGACCUGAACACUUGGAUGGUUCCAUCAUAGUGGAAAUUUGUGGCGAAAAGAUUGCGAAAAGGUAGCGCAAACCAGUCAAAAUGUGGGGUUGGUUUGCCCACAUAAUGUUCUUUCUCGAAGUUUUUAGUGCUACUUUAAUUUUCGGUUUAUGUUUUCCCUUGGUUUGUUGUCUUACGGCCAUGGCGACCCUUUAAAGCCACACCUGAACCUUCGAGGUAAGCACUUGUUGUUGUCGUCUUGUGUUAUUUGUCCUUGUCUUGUACUUGUUUGAGGUAUGGCAUUUUCAAGAACAUGAUAAUGUGACCAGACAGUCAUAUUUUUUCAACUCCUUAUCCACUUGCCUCAGGCUAAACAAACACCCUGGAUAUUACUGAAUUUUUUUCAAUAAUCAGCCUCUAUUUUUCUUUGGGAACAGAGCUGAUGUUUAUUUUAGACGUGAUUUACAGUAUUCCCUAUCCAUAUCGCUAAAAAAAGCCAGUAUAGUACAAAAACUUAAAGGUUGUUUCAUCCUAAAAAGGUCAGUAUUUCAAAAGAUAAUAUAAUAUAUUUCUAAGCUUUAUUAAACCUUAUAAGUGGAAGACAAGUGUUUUCUCAUGAAAAAGAAGUGAAGGUCCUACUAUUAACCUGGAGAGUUUGCUUUCAGGGCCGUAGCCAGUAUGAGGCAAACCGAGGCAAUUGCCUCAGGCAUUUUUUUUUCCCGGGAAAGUAAGAGUUUUUGAAGAAGAAAGAAAGAAACUAGCAGCAAAUAAAUUCAGAAACAGUUAAAUAAAUAAAAAAUGUUAACGCAACUUGGUAUUAUGUUUAAUGAUAAUGCGAAUCAGGCAGUAGCCUGAAUAGGCCACUUGCACUGAGAGGUCACGUGACCAAUGCUUCCUUUAAAAAAUGAGUUGGAAUCUUGUUCAUGCUAAAAUUGACAGAGCAGAUAUUUUAUGGCACUUUGAUUUUUCGACAAAGUAGUAUGAUUUGCACUGGCCGCCAUGUUUGAGGGCAUACUCUUGCCCCCCAACAUGGCAGCCAAAACUACUCUUUGCUUAUACCUUGUUAAACAUUUGAUAUUUACGCUCAGAUGUGCUGUAAACGUUACAACAUCAUCUUUUCUAGAUUUUCCUUUAAGUUUAAGUGCAAAAUUUGUGUUCAGAAAGAGGUAAUUCAUAACUUUAAAAAUCACACAUUUUGGUCACGUGACCAGCUGCGUACUUACUCAUUUUAAGAAAAUGGUGCGGGUUUGAAAAACCAAAUCACUAUUAUUUUGUUUAAGAUAUGACCCGCUAAUCGUUUUUCGAAGGCAAAAUCGUAUAACCUUCUUUUCAUAAAAACGAUGUCACAUGACCUCUUGGUGCAAAUGGCCUGUUACAGAUGAGAAAAAUUAAGCAAAAAUUCAUGCUAACCAGGCAGCGGCUUCCCAAAAUAUUUCCUCAUUUUCAUGUGUUUUGCCGCCAUUUCUCGCGUCUUCUUUCUUCUCUGGUCUAACUGUCUUCUCCGAGAGCAAGUCCUCUUCAUCCUUUUACUUCAAAACAUGGGCAGUUGUAAAGUCGAAGAUAGAGAUAGGGAAAUAAACGAGGGAAAAUAAGACGCGCAAAACAUCGAAUGUAAGAGGUUGGAUGGCUUCAAUAAUGUGACGUCACAUUUUUCCACUAUAUUGUAACCAAUCAUGUCAGCCAGUUUCCUAUCCAGUCCUUCUAUUAUCCAUGCACAAAGCAAUCCCAGUUUUCUGAGGUUCUCAGUAACCAUGAAUGAAGCCGCAGAGAUAGCUGCACCAGGUUUGACGAAUGGGACGAUAUCUCUUUCUUUAAGAACUGAAUAAUCUUAUUCACUUUGUUUCCUCUUUAGGAAUCUGUCGGUGUAACGUUAAAUCCGUCAUAUCUCCCAAAACUUGAGGAGGAUGUUUUGGAGUGUCUCCGCAACAUAAAACGAGAAAUGAAUACAGGAGAUAAAGCAGACAUGUGGUGUCACUUUGGAAAGGCCUUGAUACGGGGACCAAACAUAGGUGAUGUUGACUUUCUUAUUGGCUAAUUUUUAUCUAAGAAUUUAAAGUUGCAGACAAGUUAUAUUACUCUACGACAUCAUGCCCAUUCGAACUAUUCGAAAGGGACGUCUGAAUCAACGAGCCGUUAAUGCCGUCCAGUGACGUCACUACUCCUUUGCUUUGAUUCAUGCAAACAACUGGCAAUAAAGAAAUAUCGACCUGAAAUGUCUCUAUGGUACAGAAUUACUUUACUCUUAAAUUGUAAUUCAUCUUAAACGUUCAAACUGUUAACUACAUGCAGUUCUCUGAACGAAUCUUUUGCUUGUAUAGCGCCAUAAUUCAAUAAUCAACCUCGAUCCUGGUCACGCAAGAAUGAAAUACACACGGGACACUUCAAAACCACAACAAUUUGCUUUAAUUUAAAAAAAGCUAUUUGGUCCUUACGAAGAAGAAAAAAAAAAACAGGAAAAAAAGGCUUACAGAAUCAUUACACUUGACAGUGGAAAUGACAGGAAGUCCGAAAACUUGCUAGCUCGACACAAAAAUUGAUCACCGAUGCCUCGCAUAAACGAAAUCACUACGGAGACCACAAAGCGACUCAAAAUGAAAGCCUACCGACUUUCCGCGUUGAUUCUUCAUUCGUAGGUAAAUUUAGAAACUCAUAGUUUCAAAGACAAGGGCUAUUUUGCUGAUUACAACAAAGAUUGUCGAAAUUUUGAACUCUACGCAAGUGUGCGAUCCGCUCACUUCAGACGACAGUCGCACUAUAUUGAGCCGGACACGAAAACCCCGAAACAACAAUUAUUGGAAAAAUAGGGACCGUGUAACCCCAAUCAAGGCUUUGUCGUCGCCUAUAAUGCUUUUAAGGUUACGUUAUUAACAUUCACGAGGUUCACACGCGUCAUGGAGCUGUUCGCCUUUUUGUCUAUUUUACUGCUAUUACAGGGCUUGAAGAUCAACUGUUGUUGGAAUACGAGAAAGGGUAAUUACCAAGAAUCGCACCGGAAGAGCAGUUAUUAGCUUUCCUUCUCUCGUAAGACGUUGGCAAGAGGAAAACUUUACACUCGGCACUCACCCUAUAAUUUUAAUUUCGCGCUGGAUUUACAUUAGUUACAGAAGCACAAGAACAAUGGUCCUAUUGUUAUCUAACACUACAUAACAAAAGACAGACCACUGGAGGCAACGAAGCGAACUAUUCAACUUCAGAGAUCUCAAGACGAGUAGAAAGCAGACUUCUGGGUUGCUGGAAUGAGAAAAGAGGAGUACAGUGUUUCUGUCAUUCGCAGGACCUUGUUAACAUCAACAUGGGAGCGCAAAUUUUAUUUUUUACGCCGUUUUUCAGUAGACAGCGUUUCCUCCACAGGAAGCCCAAACUAUCGCGUAGUCGGUGUCUGUACUACUCGAACUCUUGUGCGGUGAACCAAGUACUGCUCCAAGGAGGCGAUAUUGGGGUCAAUCCCGACCCUCCAAAGCGAAAAUCAGCAGCCCCUCGAUGCCCCCAGUGUGAGAAACCUGUUGCCAGAAAUCACUCCUUUUGUUUUGAUGUGACUCAUGCGAAGUGUUCAAAGGUUUUCGACCCAAAAUAUAUCUGA
This is a messenger RNA of Porites lobata, 6056 nucleotides long. Lineage: Eukaryota; Metazoa; Cnidaria; Anthozoa; Scleractinia; Poritidae. The record is from the annotation of a GenBank genome assembly.